This is a messenger RNA of Trachymyrmex septentrionalis, 1428 nucleotides long. RefSeq names its product doublesex- and mab-3-related transcription factor 1-like. The record is from RefSeq and is a predicted model, not a curated record. Gene Ontology annotation, molecular function: DNA-binding transcription factor activity, RNA polymerase II-specific; RNA polymerase II cis-regulatory region sequence-specific DNA binding. The coding region runs from base 236 to 955 and encodes 239 amino acids. Gene Ontology annotation, cellular component: nucleus. Gene Ontology annotation, biological process: regulation of transcription by RNA polymerase II; sex differentiation. The transcript has 3 exons. NCBI's taxonomy places the organism in Eukaryota, Metazoa, Arthropoda, Insecta, Hymenoptera, Formicidae.
AACUAAUGAAGAAUCCGUUAAUGAAGAAUUUUUCUUUCAUAGAACUAUCCGCAAUAAGAAGAAAAACAAAGAAAAACAUAGUGAUCCAUUGGUUCGCAGUCGACGAAAGCGGCGGAGUUUACUGAGCUUUCGAGCCAAUAGGAAUACGUCGGCUUGCUAAAAAUACAUUUUGAAUCACAGUAGGAGGAGAUGAAACGACACCUCCUUCGCGAAAGGCGAGAAAUACUCUUACAAAAUGAAAACUAGCGGAGGCACUUCGAGUCGUUUGAAUACAAAUACAAAUGUGGAGCAACGUUUAAGAAGUCCGAAGUGCGCGCGAUGUCGAAAUCACGGUGUAAUAUCUGGUUUGAAAGGUCACAAGAGAUCCUGUGCAUGGAAAGAUUGCCGAUGUCCUUGUUGUCUUCUAGUCGUCGAAAGGCAGCGAGUGAUGGCAGCGCAAGUUGCUCUACGUAGACAACAACAAGCGCAAGGCGACAAUCUUCUGUCUUCAGUAAAUAAAAUAUCAGCGGACACUGUAAGUCCUUAUCACACUAAAACAAAAUACAACGAACCUGUCUGCGGUAGAAGAACCAAGAAUUUUCAAAGGCAUCAUUUACAUUUCACGCAGACGAGUAUUAGCGUGACGCAGGACUUUUAUGGAUUAAAUACCAUACAUGGUUUACCUGGCGCAUUAUCAGCCCAUCCUACACGUUUGCUGAACAAUUUAUCUUCUCUAGAAUGCGAUCAAAAACAAGAAGCUGAACCCAUACUGAAGAUAGAGUCUUUCCAUUCUGCAUACCCGACAAUGGUUCCAUGGUUCAAUGAGGUAACGCAAUCAUACAUAGCGAAUGAAGAGUUGAAUAAUUUUAUUUCUACGAGAGAUUUGCGAAGCUGUCCUACUACAAUCAAUAAACCUUGUUUAGAAAAAAAAGCGCCAAUUUCCUUCAGCGUGGAAUCUAUUAUCGGUACGAAAUAAUCUAUUAUCUGUAUUUUAAUUGUUUGAGUACCAGCGAGCUAUUACCUAUUCCGAUCUGGCAAUUUGAGAAUUGCCAACGAUACCGCAACCGCAACAUGCACUUAACAUCGAAUAGUCAAUAAAUAUCCCACUUAUCUUUCAGCAAUAUAUUCCAGCAAGAUACAUAAUAAAUGGCAAAUGUUAAAUUUUUUAAUAAGAAACGGAGUGAGAUAUUUUGCUCGUAUUCAUUAAUUGGUACUUGAACAAUUAAUCCCACUACGGUGAAAUGAAUAAUCUUACAAAUAGUGCACCAAUUAGUACAUAUAAGUAAAAAAAAAAAUGACAUUUUCACAAACAUUGUGCAAAUUAUGUAAUAGUAGUCGUAUGUCGUAUGUAAUCAACACUUUAAUAUAUCGUAUAAUAAUCAUAUAAUAAAGUGUAUCUUACUUCCUCGUUGACUAUAUGUAUGUGUGUUGUGUGUGUGUGUGUGUGUG